Molecule: messenger RNA, 2302 nt
Organism: Erpetoichthys calabaricus (reedfish)
Lineage: Eukaryota; Metazoa; Chordata; Cladistia; Polypteriformes; Polypteridae
Gene: castor1
Product: cytosolic arginine sensor for mTORC1 subunit 1
Exons: 9
Coding region: 159-1145 (328 amino acids)
Biological process (GO): cellular response to L-arginine; negative regulation of TORC1 signaling
Cellular component (GO): cytosol
Molecular function (GO): arginine binding
Source: RefSeq, a predicted model, not a curated record
AAGGAGGCGUGGCGCUCUGGGGGCAAGUCCUGCUCUGUCUGUUGCAGUUCGCUCGCCCGGGUAAAUGUCGUCGCCCCCAGCACAUGACUGCUCGGAGUUGUCGACAGUUGAACGAGGGAAGCUUGUUUGGAGUGGCGACUUGUUAGCGAGUGAAUGAAAUGGAUCUUCAUAUCUUGGAUUAUCGACUGAGAGUGACCAGCAUCAACACGGCCGGCUUGUCCCGCUACACGCAUGCACUCAUUAAGUUGGUCUUCCUGAGUAACCGGACGAGGUGCAAGUUCUUCAGCCUGACUGAGACCCCAGAAAACUACACCGUGGUUCUUGAUGAGGAAGGAUUUAAAGAGCUGCCAGAAUCGGAACACUUGCAGGUGGAGAGUGACAUAUGGCUACCCUUAAAUGUGCUCUGCGAUCGCAAUGCAUCCAGCAGUUCCGACACUGUGGGAGUCACCAAAAUUGCCACAUCUGUUAUUAUCCCUCUCGCUGAGCAGCACGUUUCGGUGUUCAUGCUGUCUACAUACCAGACUGACUACAUUCUGGUGCGUGAAAAGGAUCUUCCAGUAGUGAUUCAUACCCUGGAACAAGAGUUUGCCAUUUACAGAGAAGUGGGAGGAGAGACAUUUCGCGUGUAUAGUGAGGACACUGACGUCGAGGAAGAUAGAAAGGAAGCUGUAAAGAUGAAGGUACAUCCUGUAUUGAGCCCUGAUAACCGUUUUUCAGUGAUGAGCUUAGAUCCAGCCACCCUGCCCACCAUAGCCACUAUACUCAUUGAUGUCCUUUUCUAUUCCAACUGCUCUGCAGAAGUUGAAAACUAUGCAUCUCUGGGACUAGACUAUAUUAAGUUCUUCUCUUUCUCUUUGAUCGAUGGCUACAUCUCAAUUGUAAUGGACACAGAAACUCAGAGAAGAUUUCCCAGAGAACUUUUGUUUACAAGCUCAUCAGGAGAGCUAUGGAGAAUGGUGCGCAUUGGAGGACAGCCUUUAGGCUUUGAUGAGUGUGGCAUUGUUGCUCAGAUAUCGCAGCGUUUGGCAGAAGCUAAUAUUUCUGCUUAUUACAUCAGCACCUUCAGCUUUGACCAUGCCUUGGUUCCUGAAGAGGACAUCUCAUAUGUGAUCAGAAUGUUGGAGAAGCCAUUGACUGAACUGUAAGGACAGUCGUGAAGGGCCAAGCACUACAAAAUACAGGAGCACAAGCAGAAGACAGGAAGACAGAAUAUCUUAUUAAAGUAGGGAUGUGUAGCCUUGGAGUGGUGGAGAUUUAGCAGGUGUGAUUACAUGCAGCUUCCAGUCCAUAUUUAAAAUGGAAUGGAUUGGGAAAACUCAUGUAGCAGUGGUCUUGACAUACACUUUGUUUGCAUUUUAAUGGCCUACAUAUUUUUUUUUUCUUUUUUAUGAGAGUUCUGCUUUGAAUUUAUGACAUUUUUACUGGGUGCAGGAAUAUGAGAGCCUAAUUGCAUGCAUUUCAUUUUAAUAGUUGGUGGUUGAAACCUCAAGCCUGUGAAAUGAGUUGGCUGGAGGGAGGUAAUCCACGUUUAUUGGUGCUAUUAUUAUCAUGACUGGAUGAAUGAAAGGACUAGAGCUGAUGGCUAGAAACUGACCGUUCUGUGCCUUAACUUUAUUUCAGGAUGACCAGGAAAGGAAGCUAUUUGAGAGAGACAUGGCAAUGUUUUUCCCUCCUGUGUAUAUAGACAUUUAAAACAGGACACUUGCCAUCUGUAGCACUUACCAUUUACCCCCCUCCACGUAUUGUCUAGAUGUGCACUUACUUUAUUAUAAUGUAGUCUCUAAUCAAGGCAUUGUUAAUUUACAUUUAUUGCAUAAACGCAUAGCUGUCAGCUUAAAUACUGCCUUUUUAAGCAUUUUUUAUUUUUGGAUUCAGUUACAGCAGGCUUCUCACAUUGGUUUUAUAUGGGAAAACGACCCCUCCUCGCUUAUUUAACAACCACAUAUCUGCAUUCAUAUAAAUUGGGUUGAAUACAUGUGUGGCUGUGUGUAUGAAAUACAAAAUGCAUUGUUUUACUGCAUGAUACUAACAUAUGAACUCUCCUAGGCAGUGCAGUAUUUGACAUAUCUGAUAUAGAAAACCCCCUAUGGGAUGUUGUGCCAGAAAGCCUACACCUGAUGGUCAACAGUAUUAAAAAUGUAAAAACUGUUGAAUUUCAUUGAUUUAGACAGCAGCAGCAGAAGGGCUGUAGAGGGGUGUGUGUGUGUAUUUGAGGGAGUAUGUGGACAAGGUUCUUUUUUCUUCUUUCUCUUUUUUGUACAGUCAGUUACAAUUACUCAGUAAAAGACUUCUAAUUACCCUU